Molecule: messenger RNA, 3106 nt
Organism: Phascolarctos cinereus (koala)
Lineage: Eukaryota; Metazoa; Chordata; Mammalia; Diprotodontia; Phascolarctidae
Source: RefSeq, a predicted model, not a curated record
CACCCCUUCCCCAUUCCCCCCUAAGCUAGAUGAACCCCACUGUGGGUUCCCCCAUCAGCCCCCCCUCACAAGCGUGGCGCCCCCUUCUUCAUUACCUCCCCAGCCGGACCCCUCCAUAACCCGCUAGUGCUCUCCUCCCCAACUGCCACACUCGCGCUCAAACCUUCCCGUCUAUCGCGUCCCCAGCCCUGGAGAAGGCACCAUCACCCUCCCUUGUACAGAAAGGGAAACUGAGGAAGCCGAGAUGGACCCUGCUUCGAGGUUCCCGGGGUCCUGCAGGGGUCCCUCCGGCCAGCCACGUGCGGCAGGGUCGAGGAUGGCGAUCUUGCUUGGAGAGGGGAGCCCGAGGUAGAGACAGGCGGGAGAGGCCGGGCACGGAGAUGAGAUCGAACCCUGAGAGAGGCUAAGCGCACGCCAGCUCUCCAGCCUUGGGGGAUGGGGCUCAUGCCCCCUGCCCACGUGGAGCCACUAGACAGGAGGACGCCAGCGGUGGGGGGCGGGGAGGCCUGCUCUGGUUUUUUCUCACCUUUUGUGACCCUUGGCUGAUCCUCGCCCCUCUCUGUGCAAUGAGGAAUUGGUAUUCUGCUAUCUCUCAGGUGAAUUUAAUCCAGGGGAUUGGUUUCUACUGGGGAGACAAAAGUACAAACGAUGCAGAUUCUCUAAGGGGGAGAUGAGAAGGAAGGAUGCACCAGGCAUGAAGGGACAGCCUAGGCAAGGGCACAGAGGCUGGAGAUGGCAUGUCACAUCCGAGGGGUACUAGGUCCCUGGUUAAUAGUUACUGGUAUUCUGUGGUGCUGUUGAGGCUACAAAGCACUUGACACACAAUAGCCCUGGGGGGAGGGGAGGACUACAAGAUUCAUCUCCAUUUUACAGAUGAGGAGACUGAGGAGGAGACAAGGAAGGGACUUCAUCCAGAUCUGUUGACCCCACCUUCAACUCUUUCUCCUCUUAUACAGUCGUGGGUCUUGGGUCUGUGACCUGCCAGUGAAUGUUUUCUUCAGUUUUCUCCACCCCCUUCUUUCUCACAUGUUCACAUCCCUUGAGCUCAAUCAGCAUUUAAGUACCUGCUGCUUCCAGAGAAUGGCCCCUGGUGUGAUGUGUAUCAGCGCUGACCUACAGUCAGGGCACCCCUGUCGGAGCUGGGACAAGGGGUCAGCCUCGCCAGGGCAGGGGCCACGUUCUGCCUCUCUGGAAUGGAGCGCCAUGGGCCCUUUCUCCAUCCCUGUCCACUGCGUGCCUACUCCCUUACUGGGCUGGGCCCAGAGCAGCUGCCUCUUGACUGACCGUUAGCCCCUGUUCCUCCUGCCCUCGGUCAGAGCUGCAUCCAUCUGUGUCCCCAUCUAGGGAGGAAGAGGAGGCCUGUGGCCCAGAGCCUGAGGCAAGCCAGGUGUGGGCAGCAGAACAAGGCCCCUACUGGAAGUCACCCAGCCUGGGGAGUCCACAAAGAGCCAGUCUGACCCCCUGGGGCUGAGCAGAGGGUCCCCAGCUGGCCAUGAGGAAGCCCCGAAAGGCAGGGGGAGGCAGCCAGAGGCAUGGGGAGCAGCCCAGCCCGGACACAGGCCCAGGGUCCCCCAGCCAGGCGUCCCCAUACCAUCUGUUUGGUGAUGCUGACGAGGUCACCAGGUUCCGGGCCAGCCUCCUAAGCUGGUAUGAUCAGGCCAAGCGCGACCUGCCCUGGAGGAGGAGGGCAGCAGGAGAGCUGGACCCGGACAGGAGGGCGUACUCUGUUUGGGUGUCUGAGAUCAUGCUCCAGCAGACCCAGGUCGCCACAGUUAUUGGCUACUAUACCAGAUGGAUGCAGAAAUGGCCAGCGCUGCAGGACCUGGCGGGGGCAUCCUUGGAGGAGGUGAACCAGCUGUGGGCCGGCCUGGGUUACUAUUCACGGGGCCGGCGGCUACAGGAAGGCGCUCGCAAGGUGGUGGAGGAGCUGGGGGGCCACGUACCCCGCACAGCAGCCAUGCUACAGAAGCUGCUGCCUGGAGUGGGCCGGUACACAGCGGGGGCCAUCGCCUCCAUCGCCUUUGGCCAGGUGACUGGUGUGGUGGAUGGGAAUGUGACCCGUGUCCUAUGCCGCGUACGAGCCAUCGGGGCAGACCCAGGAAGCCCCAUGGUCACCCAGCAUCUCUGGAGCCUGGCCCAGCAUCUGGUGGACCCAGCCCGGCCCGGGGACUUCAACCAGGCAGCCAUGGAGCUGGGCGCUACAGUCUGCACCCCCCGAGGUCCACUGUGCCCCGAGUGCCCCGUGCGGGGCUUCUGUCAGGCCCAGAAGAGGGUAGAGAAGGAGCAGACAGCGGCGUCUGGGAGGCUACUGGGCAGCCCAGAGCAGGAGAAGAUGCUUGAAGUGGAGGAGUGUGCCCCCAGGAGGGCCGGCUCGUGUCCGCUCUGCCUGUCCCCAUCAGAGCCUUGGCGUCAAGACCUUGGUGUGGCCAACUUUCCCCGCCAGCCAGCCCGGAAAGCCCCCCGGGAGCAGCGGGCGGCUGUCUGUGUCCUUCAGCAGCCGGGCCCUGAGACCGGCCGCUUCCUGCUGGUGCAGAGGCCCAGUUCAGGCCUGUUGGCUGGCCUCUGGGAGUUCCCCUCCGUGCCAGCAGAAGGCACUGAGUACGUCCAGCGCCGGGCACUUGUGAAGGCGCUGCAGACCUGGGUGGGCGGCCCCCUCCCCCUGAGGAGCCUGCGGUGCCUUGGCGAGGUGGUCCAUGUCUUCUCCCACAUCCGGCAGACCUACGUGGUAUACAGCCUGGCGCUGAAAGAGCAGCCCCAGGGCCUGCCCCCAUCGGGUGCCCGCUGGGUGAGCCAGGCUGAGUUCCAGGAGGCUGCCGUGUCUACAGCCAUGAAGAAGGUUCUUCGGCUGUUUGAGGGCCAGCCCUCAGGGCACAGGAAGGCCUCCAAAAGUCCCCAAGAUCCUGCCACUUUAGGCCCUGGGCCUGGGCCUAGCCACCAGCAUCGACAACUAACCCUCAAUGCCUUUUUCAAGCCAACAUCUGCCUCCUGAUUGGCCCUAGGGCCCUGAAGAUGGGGCAGGUGCCCCUUCCCCUCCCUCUCCCCUCAGCCUGGCUGCAGGUCAGCAGUGAGACUCCUAUUAGGUAAAUAAAGGAUUUGUUUUUAAAGA